UGUUAGGAUUCACGUACAGGUGCACGGACGCUCGAAUCGUCGACCAAAUUGAAAAUCGAGAACUCAAUGAUCCAUCCUCCUUGCAAAAUUGCAUGAUUCUCUCAGAGCUACCGUAUACGUUAGGCCGUCAUGAGUCAACAACCGAGCACAUCAUCUUUAUCAUCCACUCCCAGACCCAAUCCUGGGGAUGUGAAGGAAUUUGAUUUCAGAUUCCCUCAGAACCAGAGGAAGAAAUACAGUGUGAUGCAAUUCAACAGAAAUGACAAUGUUAACCUCUCUAAAUGGAAGCAGGCAAAGAUGGAGAGAGAAAACAACAAGAUUCACUACAAGACGGAGCUGGACGACCUUCCUAAGUUUGGGGAGGGGAGUGAAUUUGGCCGAGAGAGGAGAGAGGUAGCAAGGCAGAAGAAGUACGGGGUCAUCGCCCAGAAGUACAAAGAAGAAGACCAGCCUUGGAUUCUUAAACAGGGAGGCGCUGAUGGCAAGACAGCUAAAAAGUAUCGUGGAAGGAAGGAGGGAAAGAUAAAUGAGAACUCAAGCUACUUCAUCCUCUCUCAGCUAGCCGACGGGACGUUUGAGGCGUACCCGGUAGACUCCUGGUAUAACUUCAUAGCAAUGCAGACCUAUAAGACUUUGAAUGCAGAAGAAGCGGAGGAGGAGUUCGGCAGGAGAGACAAGACAAUGAAUUAUUUCUCAGUCAUGGUGCAGAAGAAACUCAAGAAACAAGAUGAAGAAGAUGUUGAGGAAAAGACAUCAAAAUCAAAAGGCUCAGAUCUAACCAUAACGGAGGAUGAUUACUUCUUAUCAUCAGGGGAGGAGAUAGAGGAUAGUGAUGAUGAGGAUGGAGGGGGGAAAUCCAAGUCUAAGAAGAAAGGCAAAGGCAAGGGGAAGAAGAUGGCUAAGAAGAGGCCUAAGAAGAAAGAUGCAGAUAGUGAAGCAGAGGAAGAGAGUGAUGAAGGAGACUUCGACGGCAGGGAGUUUGACUACAUCUCAGAACAGUCCAGUGAUGAUGAUGAGAUGGAGUUAGCAAAGACAGACAUCAAGGGUUUGGAUCAAGAACUCCAACAAUUAGAAGAUGAAGAGGACGAAGAAGAGGAAGAAAAAAAAGAUGAGAACAAAGAAACCAGUAAAGAAGGGGACAAACCAAAAGACUCCAAAGAAAGCAAGGAGAAGAAAAGUGAUGAGAGUAGUUCAGAAAGCUCAGGAUCAGACAGUGAUAUCGAUGAGAAGAACAUUCACUCUGCUAUGCUCCUUCAGAAGAAGCAUGGUCAAAGAUCCAAGGAGAAGACGCCUUCCAAGUCUGGAAGUGGAAGCCACAGUAGAUCACAGACUCCCACCGUACCAGACAACAUCGCUGUUACAGACUCUACCUUAUCAGAUGCAGCUACAAAGCUUGAAAACAAAGAUGUGCCGAGCAAGAAGAGGGCAAACCCCACCGAUUCACCUGUUACCAAGAGACCAAGGACAGAGAGCCCUAUCCCUGGAUCAUCAUCAAACAAGACACCAUCAGGUCAUGUCCCCUUGACCGAGGAGGAGGUGAAGCGAUACCUCAUGAGGAGACCCAUGACCACCAAAGACCUACUGGUCAAGCUCAAUCCUAAGAGGACUGGACUUCCUAAGGAACAGAUUGAGACCAAGCUGGCUGAGAUCUUGGACAAGCUCGCGCCGGAGAAGAGGAAAAAGGAGAAAAAGAUCUACUGGUUUAUUAGAGAACAUUCCAAAUAGUGAACAGUUCUAGUGUGGUGUGUCGAUGGACAUUGAUCGGAGGACAGUUGGACUUGGUGUUUUUAAGUAUGGCAGCUCCUGUGAAGGUGCACAAGUCCAGCUUAAAGAAGCAAUCAUUGUUACUGAUGUUAACCCAUUACUUACAGGAUGAGGGCUGUUUCUGCAUGUUAAGCAUAUGGAGUCAAGAGAACCCAGUAGUUAAUGGGUUCAUGCAUCAGCUGUUGACUGGAGACAGUGGGACUUGGUGUUCAGAAGUAUCGCAGCUUCUGUGAAGGUGCACAAGCCCAGCUUUAAAUCCUGUCUGCACUAGUUUGGCCAGGAGGGAUUAGACCCCCCCCCCCCCUGUGUGGUCACUGGCAGGUGG
Molecule: messenger RNA, 2089 nt
Organism: Strongylocentrotus purpuratus (purple sea urchin)
Lineage: Eukaryota; Metazoa; Echinodermata; Echinoidea; Camarodonta; Strongylocentrotidae
Product: general transcription factor IIF subunit 1
Exons: 13
Coding region: 130-1725 (531 amino acids)
Biological process (GO): transcription initiation at RNA polymerase II promoter; positive regulation of transcription elongation by RNA polymerase II
Cellular component (GO): nucleus; transcription factor TFIIF complex
Molecular function (GO): TFIIF-class transcription factor complex binding; RNA polymerase II general transcription initiation factor activity; DNA binding
Source: RefSeq, a predicted model, not a curated record